This is a messenger RNA of Balaenoptera musculus (blue whale), 4513 nucleotides long. RefSeq names its product forkhead associated phosphopeptide binding domain 1 (gene FHAD1). Gene Ontology annotation, molecular function: protein binding. The record is from RefSeq and is a predicted model, not a curated record. The coding region runs from base 33 to 4178 and encodes 1381 amino acids. The transcript has 30 exons. NCBI's taxonomy places the organism in Eukaryota, Metazoa, Chordata, Mammalia, Artiodactyla, Balaenopteridae.
GGUAGGGUCUCGUCUUCCUUUCAGAGGAUAGAAUGCUGGUUUCAAGGACUUUCUUUUAUUACAUGUCCCAAGUGUCAGCAGACAGUGCAAUUCCCCCACCCCUACUCUGCCCCACCAGCAACAAUGGAGGUAAAGCAGAGAGUAUGAAAGCCUAUCUAAAGAGCGCAGGAGGCUUUUUUGUCCUGAAUAAAAGCACUACGAUUGGAAGGCAUGAAGAUUCAGACCUUGUUUUAGAGUCUGCAGACAUCGACAACCAUCACGCGCUCAUUGAAUAUAAUGAGGCCGAGAGCAGCUUUGUUCUCCAGGACUUCAAUUCCCGCAACGGCACGUUCGUCAACGAGUGCCACAUUCAGAACGUGGCUGUGAAGCUCUUACCUGGAGACAUCCUGAGGUUUGGGUCCGGAGGGCCGACCUACGAACUGAUCAUCGAAAACCCAGCCUCGGUCUCCUUCCCGUGGAUGAGGGACCCAGCACCUUGGCCAAGGCCACAGCCGCCUCGGGCCACCCAGCAACCGAACCAGUCACCCUCACCACCACAGACCCCCUUCCACCCGGGCAUCUGGCCAGCGCCAGUGCAGAGGAGAUGGUCCCAGGGGUUCCCCGGGCCCCACAUGGUCCCACCUGCCUCCCACAAGCGGCCCGUGAGUGCCAGCGGGAAGAUGUUCUCCUUCGUGGUGGACAGAGCUGCCCACAGGGUUCCCAUCAUCAAGCAAGUGUGGACCAACGCCGUGGAGCUGUCGGAACAAUCAGUGGCCGAGGAAAUUCCUGGGGCAGGGUCCUCCAGAGAGAUUUUUGUGGACCGGGACCUGGCCCAGCACGAUAAGGAUGAAAUAAUUCUGCUGCUGGGAAAAGAAGUCAGCCGUCUCUCGGAUUUUGAACUUGAAUCCAAGUACAAAGACACCGUGAUAGCAAGCCUGCAGAACGAAGUGGCCAACCUGAGCCAGAAGCUGUCGGAAACAGCCGCCUCCAGGCAGAAGGAGAGGGUGAUCCCGCCCAAGUUUCAGGUUCUGCAUGAAGAGGACGAUGCCCAACAGAGAGAGAUCCAGAGCUUGAAAAACCAGAUCAGUGCCCUACAGCAAGGCUACAGCCAGGUGCUGUGCCAGACCCUGUCUGAGAGAAACUUAGAAAUCACAUCCCUGAAGAACGAGGCCGAGAACUUAAGGAGGGAUACCGCCAUCACAUCAGAGAUGGUGUCAUCUUUGCAAAGAGAUGUGUUAGUGAAGGAUGAUCAAGUUCAACAACUGAAACAGGAGGUGAAUCAACUAAAAAGUGAGAACAAAGAAAAGGAUCACCAGCUCGAAGCCCUCAGCUCCAGAUGCUCAGUGCUGAAAGAAGAGUUACAGAAGGAAGAGGCCCAGAAGGAGCACUGGGAAGCCCAAGAGAAAGAGUUAAAACUCUGCAAAACCCAAAUCCAUGACAUGGAGAAAGAAAUGAGGAAGCUCAGGGAGGAGCUGAAAAGGAGCAGUACCGAGCAGAGCCUGAUCUCUAAGACGCUGCGGGAAAAGAGCAAGGUUGAAGAGAAGCUUCAGGAGGAUUCCAGAAGGAAAUUGCUUCAGCUGCAAGAAAUGGGAAACAGAGAAAAGCUCAUUAAAGCCAAUUUGGAAAGGGCAGUAGGUCAGCUGGAGCUUUUCAGAAGUCAGGUCAUCAAGGCCACCUACGGACGCGCGAAGCUGUUCCAGGACAAACCCGUCUCCGAUCAGCAGUUAAUAGAGAAGAUCACCAAGGUCACAGAGGACAACAUCAACUUUCAGCAGAAAAAGUGGACCCUGCAGAAGGAGCCCCAGCUCAGCAGCUCCAAACAGGAGGAAGUCACAGAGAACAUCAAGAAGCUGAAGACGUCCUUAGACAGUUGCCAGGCUUGCAUGAAAAUGUCUUGCUGUAGCAAUGACCUGAAGAAGGAGGUCGACCUCCUGCAGCACCUGCAGGUGAGCCCACCUGUCUCAGGGCUCCAGAAGGUGGCGCUGGACAUCUUGCACCUGUCACUGUCCUGGCUGGAGGAAACGGAGCAUCUCCUCCACGAGGUGGGGAUCCAGUUCCCCAGCUCCGACAAAGAUCAAGAUCAACAGUUCUCAGGAAACUCAGCAGUAUUUGCUGCAAGAAAAGUUACGGCAGCAUCUGGCAGAGAAGGAGAAGCUGACCGAAGAAAGGCUACAGCAAGAGGAGAAGCUGAAAGCCAGAGUCAAGCGGCUAAUGGAAGAGAAAUCGGUUCUGACCUAACUGGGGCUUUGGAGGAAACCAUUUCUCGGGAGAAAAGCAGAGCGAAGGAAGCAUUAGAAGAAGAACAGAGCAAAGUCCAAGAGCUGGAGAAUCGCUUAACCCGCCAGAAGGAGAUUUCAGAGAGCAGCAUCGCCUACGAGAAACACAAAGCGAAGGAGGCCAUAGAGAAGGAAAAGAAAAAGGUGCAAGAUCUGGAGAACCGCAUAACCAAGCAGAAGGAGGAAAUAGAUUUAAAAAUGCAAAAAGAAGACAUUUUAAAUAAUAAAUUAAAUGAUGCACUGGCCAUGGUAGAAAAGACUCAGAAAACAAAGACGGCUGAAAGUCUAAAAGCAGAGAGCCUCACCAUGAAAUUAAGUGAAACAUUAGCUGAACUGGAAACUGCCAAGACGAAAAUGAUCAUGAUGGAGGAGCGGAUGCAGCUGCAACAGCACACAGUAAGGGCCCUCCAAGAAGAACAGGAAUCACAGAAGCACGGAUUUGAAAAACAGAUCAUGGAAUACAAGGAGCAAAUCAAACAGCACUCCCAGACGAUUGUGAGUCUUGAAGAAAGACUCCAGAAAGUGACCGAACACCAUAAAAAAAUAGAAGGAGAGAUUGCAACGUUGAAGGACAAUGACCCAGCCCAGGAGGGGGAAACACAGCAAGACACUGUGGCAGCACCUCCGGUGGAGAGCACCGCCAAAGACGCAGUGUGUGAACACCUGAUAGAGGAUUUAUUGACCGCUCAGAAGGAAAUCCUGUCUCAGCAGGAGAUCAUCAUGAGGUUAAGGAAGAACCUCACUGAAGCCCAUAGCCGAAUGUCAGAUUUGAGAGGGGAGCUUAACGAGAAGCAGAAGGUGGAACUGGAGCGGAAUGUGGCGCUGGUCCAGCAACAAAGCAGCGAGCUGAGUGUGCUCAAGGAAAAGAUGGCACAGAUGACCAGCCUGGUGGAGAAGAAGGACAAGGAGCUAGAGGUCCUCAAGCAGGCACUCAGGGCCUCCCAAGAGAAACACAGACUCCAGCUGCACAAGGAGAAGGAACAGAAGCCCAGGAACACAACCCAGAUGUGUGACACCUCGGUGCAGAUAGAACCAAUCCACACCGAUAUUUUCUUGAGCAGCCAGGAGGAGCAGUCCUUCAGUGACCUAGGGGCCAAGUGCAAAGGGUCCCGACAUGAGGAAGUCAUUCAGCGUCAGAAAAAGGCCUUAUCUGAGCUUCGUGCGCGAAUUAAAGAACUUGAGAGGGCCAGCUCGUCAAAUCAUAAGGGCCACAUGGAUGGAUCAUUUCUAGACUUAAAGACCCUCGGGAUGGAAAAAAAUGUUCAGAAAAUAUUGGAUGUAAAACCUGACUUGCCAACUUUUUCAAGAGUAGAGAUCCGAGCGCCUCAAAAUGGCCUUUCCAGCCCAGGGUCCAUCACAGCCACUGAGAAGUUAGAGGAAACGGAUGUGGCUGAGGCUUUAGAUCUUAGUGAAAAGCUGUACAUGGAUAUGAGCAAAACCCUCGGGAGUCUGAUGAACAUCAAAGAUAUGUCAGGUCACGUGUCCAUGAAACACCUCUCCCCAAAAGAGAGGGAGAGAGUCAACCAGCUUCGACAAAGAGACCUCGACCUGGUGUUUGAUAAGAUCACCCUACUCAAGAACCAGCUGGAGAGAAAAGAAGAGCUUUUGAGAGGCUACGAGAAAGACAUUGAACAGCUCAGGCAGAGCAAAGUGUCGGUUCAGAUGUACCAGUCACAGGUGGCAAAGCUGGAGGACGACAUCUACAAAGAGGCCGAAGAAAAGGCGCUGCUGAAGGAGGCCCUGGAACGCACGGAGCAGCGGCUGCACCACGAGAAGAGGGUCAACAGGGCGAUCAGGCAGCAGAAGGUUGGAGCCAGAAAAGGCACCCCAAAGAUGGACCAAGAAAGGGAGAUGCUGAAGAGAGAAGUUUCCAGCAGAUCCAGCCAGAGCCUUUUGUUUUCUAAACCUGGUGGAAGGAACUAGAAACGUCGUCCCGCUGGGCCUCGCGUGAUCCUCCGUGAGUCAGUGUAACUCUUCUGCGUCAAACUACUAAGAUGCUUUUUUAGGACUUUAAAGGUUGCUACCCGAGUGUGUUGCUUCCUAGACUGGUAUUUUGCACAAUACUGUAUUUUGGAGUGUGUGAGGAGAGGGGUUCUUUUCACAGAUAGUACGAAUGUAAACAUACUCAGGCGUAUGAAGAAUAAGUUUGACAUUCAGACUCCUAGGCCCAGUAGAUACAAUUAUGUGUUUGGGUAGUGACAAACCCACAUGUCACACCUCCAAGGAGCUCCGAGAAACCCGCAGUUGAGAAAACCCAG